Acanthochromis polyacanthus (spiny chromis) is the source of this 2538-nucleotide messenger RNA. Its product is annotated as prolyl endopeptidase-like. The transcript is spliced from 15 exons. Gene Ontology annotation, cellular component: cytosol. NCBI's taxonomy places the organism in Eukaryota, Metazoa, Chordata, Actinopteri, Pomacentridae. Gene Ontology annotation, biological process: proteolysis. The record is from RefSeq and is a predicted model, not a curated record. Bases 160 to 2289 code for a protein of 709 amino acids. Gene Ontology annotation, molecular function: oligopeptidase activity; serine-type endopeptidase activity.
UCGUCUGGAACGUGUGUUUGUGGAAACUUUCACUUUCGUUUCCAGCUGCUGCCAUUCUGUGGAGACGCUGCGAGCAGAGCGACUAAAAACAGACCGAAAGACGAGAGAAGGAACCCCAGAACCUCCAGAGAAUUUUCAAAGAACCUCCAGAACCUCAGCAUGGCCUUUCAGUACCCGGCGGCCCGCAGAGAUGAGACCCAGGUGGACGACUACCACGGAACUAAGAUCUGCGACCCCUAUCACUGGCUGGAGGACCCCGACAGUGCAGAAACGGUGACCUUCGUUGAAGCCCAGAACAACCUGACCAUGACGUACCUGGAGAAGUGUUCAGUCCGGCCUCAGUUCCACCAGAGACUCACCGAGCUCUACGACUACCCCAAAUACAGCUGCCCUUACAAACGAGGCCAGAGGUAUUUCUAUUUCCACAACCAGGGUCUCCAGAACCAGGAUGUUCUGUACGUCCAGGACUCUCUGGACGCUCCCGCCACCGUUUUCUUCGACCCGAACAAACUGUCCGAUGACGGAACCGUGGCGCUGAAGAUGGGCCGCCUGUCGGAGGAGUGUGAAUACUUUGCGUACGGUCUGAGCAGCAGCGGGUCCGACUGGGUGACGGUUCGAUUCAUGAAGGCCGACGAUCUGACGCCGCUGUCCGACGUCCUGGAGAGGGUGAAGUUCAGCUGCCUGGCCUGGACCCACGACGCUAAGGGCGUUUUUUACAACUGCUACCCUCGUCAGGAGGGAAAAACUGACGGCACGGAAACGACGUCCAACCUCAACCAGAAGCUCUACUUCCACGUCAUCGGUACCGAGCAGUCCGAAGACGUUCUGGUCGCUGAGUUUCUUGACCAUCCCAAGUGGCACAGCUCAGUCACCAUCUCAGAUGAUGGCAGAUAUGUGGUUCUGUCCAUCACUGAGGGCUGUGAACCCGUAAACCGGCUCUGGUACUGCGACCUGCAGCAGCUUCCCGACGGCAUCAAAGGUUUGCUGCCGUGGGUCAAACUCGUGGACAACUUUGAUGCUCAGUUCUCCUACGUGACCAACGAGGGUUCGGUUUUCACUUUUCAGUCCAACCUGGACGCUCCUCGGUACCGUCUGAUCAACAUCGACAUCCAGAAACCGGACCGGCAGCACUGGACCACCCUCAUACCGCAGCAUGACAAGGACGUCCUGAGCUUCGUCUCCUGUGUGAACCAGUGCCACCUGCUGGUGAACUUCGUCCACGACGUGAAGGACGUCCUGCAGCUGUACGAGCUGUCCACCGGCCGGCUGGUCAGAGAUCUGCCGCUGGACGUGGGCACGGUGUCCGGAGUGAGCUGCAAGAAGAAACACUCCGAGUUCUUCUACAAGUUCACCUCCUUCACCACUCCAGGGAUCAUCUACCACUGUGACCUGAACGAGCAGAACCCAGAACCCAAAGUGUUCAGAGAGGUGGAGGUGAAAGGAAUCAGACAGGAGGACUACCAGACCAGCCAGGUUUUCUACCCCAGUAAAGACGGAACAAAGAUCCCCAUGUUCUUGGUUCAUGCUAAAGGCCUGAAGAAUGACGGGACUCAUCCUGUUUUCCUCUACGGAUACGGAGGCUUUGAGGCGUCCAUUCAGCCGCGAUACAACGUCGCCUACCUGCUGUUUGUGAGACACCUGGGAGGAAUCCUGGCCGUGGCCAACAUCAGAGGAGGAGGAGAGUACGGACUCACCUGGCACAAAGGAGGAGCUCUGGGGAACAAACAGAACUGCUUCGAUGACUUCCAGUGUGCCGCCAAGUAUCUGAUCAAGGAGAAGUUCACGUCGGCCGACCGCAUCGCCAUCAACGGAGCUUCUAACGGAGGUCUGCUGGUCGCCGCCUGCCUGAACCAGGAUCCGGACCUGUUCGGUUGUGUCGUGGCAGAAGUGGGCGUCAUGGACAUGCUAAAGUUCCACAAGUUCACCAUCGGACACGCCUGGACCACCGACUACGGAUGUUCUGAUGAUCCAGAACAGUUCAAGUGGCUCAUCAAGUAUUCUCCUCUCCAUAACCUCCCUCAGCCUCCCUACUCCGGUCCUCCUUAUCCGGCGGUUCUGCUGCUGACGGCGGAUCAUGACGACCGUGUGGUUCCCCUCCACACCCUGAAGUAUUGCGCCACCCUGCAGUACGGCGUCGGCAGCAGCGCAGCACAGCGGCUGCCGCUGAUGGUCAGAGUGGACACUCGCAGCGGACACGGAGAAGGAAAGUCCACGGCCAAGGCCAUCCUGGAGGACGCACACAUCUUCUCAUUCAUCGCCGAGACGCUGGGACUGAGCUGGAAGGAGUGACUGGAGGAAAGCGGAAGGAUUUAGAGAUGAGUGGGUUCUGAUUAGAAUAGUUCUAAAAACAGAGGAUGUGUGUGGAGUCAUGUGACAACAUAAGGGAAAUGAAAAUGUGCUAAAAUCUGAGAAACUAGAUUGAAACUCCAUGUUCUUCUAACCACUCAGAUGCAGAGAAACUUAUUUUUAACGCACUCCCUGAUUUUGUAAUUGAAUUGGACUGAAGUAUUUUCAAUAAAAUUUCUACUUGUACGAUGA